CCCACUAACAGAGCCCGGGCGCGCGCAGUCAGCCGCUGCCGGCCAGUGAUGCUGCGCUGUUCUGGGAUAAACGAGUUCACUCGUGCAGUGGGGCUUCACAGCAUGGACAGGCUGCACGCUGGGUGGAUGCACGGCCGACAGCCAGCACACCUGACUCCCUCUAUCAGCCCGGCGUUCUACAUGGCGGAGCAGUUCUGGAAGACUAAUAAGCUAAUGUUUUGAAAUUAAAAAUGUAGUCUUACAUUCAGUUCCUGGAGAAAACACAUUUAUUGUGGGCUUUGAAACAGAAACAGCAUACGAAUUUGAAUAUCAUUUAAAUUGUUUUUUCUUUUUCAAUUAACCCGGACAUAAGCAGGAUCCCCAUCAUGGAUUGGACACUGGAUGUGAUGAACCCGACCAAUGCCCGCGCCCUGUUACUGGCCUGUGUGACGUUGCUGUUCUCCCUGCACCUGUGGCGCUGGCUGCGGCAGCGGGCGAUCGCCUGCCCGCCCGGCCCGCUCGGCUGGCCGCUCAUCGGGAACGCGUCGCAGAUGGGCAACGCGCCGCACCUGUACUUCACGCGUAUGGCAAAGAAAUACGGCAACGUCUUCCAGAUUAAACUGGGCUCUCUGUCCGUGGUGGUCCUAAACGGGGACUCCAUUAAAGCAGCACUGGUCAACCAGGGAUACGAUUUUGCUGGCAGACCGAACUUCACUUCCUUCAAGUACAUCUCCAACGGGGCCAGCAUCGCGUUCGGCACCAUGACGGACUGGUGGAAGAUACACCGCAAAGUGGCUCAGUCCACUAUCCGUAUGUUUUCCAACGGUAACCCGAUCACCAAAAAGACUUUUGAGCACCAUGUCCUGUGCGAGACCAAAGAGAUGUUGCAGCUGUUCGUGGAGAAAACCAAAGAGCACAUAUAUUUCCAGCCCAUGACUUAUCUCGUGGUGUCCCAGGCCAACAUCAUGAGCGCGGUGUGCUUCGGGAAAAGGUACUCCUAUGAGGACGAGGAGUUCCGGCAGGUGGUGGGCAGGAAUGACCAGUUCACCCAGACCGUGGGGGCGGGCAGCCUGGUGGACGUGAUGCCCUGGCUCCAGUACUUCCCCAACCCUAUCAAAACCGUUUUUGACAAUUUCAAGGAGCUCAACCGGGAGUUCAGCGAAUUCAUUGGGAACAAAGUGAACGAGCACAGGAAAACAAUCCAGCCGAGCAUCAUCCGAGACAUGACGGAUGCUUUCAUAGUGGCGCUCGACCAUCUGAGAGAUAAAGCGGGGCUUUCUUUAGGGAAAGACGACGUGACCCCCGCCAUGGUGGAUAUAUUUGGAGCCAGUCAAGACACACUUUCAACUGCACUGCAGUGGAUCGUCAUCCUACUUGUCAAGUAUCCUGAGAUUCAGGUGCGUCUCCAGCAGGAGGUGGACAAGGUGGUGGGCCGCAGCCGGCUGCCCAUCGAGGACCAGCUGCAGCUGCCUUACAUCAUGGCCUUCAUCUACGAGGUGUUGCGCUACACCAGCUUUUUGCCGCUCACCAUCCCCCACUCCACCACCACGGACACCUCCGUCAUGGGCUACAGCAUACCAAAGAACACAGUCGUCUUCAUCAACCAGUGGUCCAUCAACCACGACCCUGCCGUCUGGUCCCACCCGGAGAACUUUGACCCGCAGCGUUUCCUGGACCAGAACGGAGCGCUGAACAAGGACCUGGCCACCAAGGUGCUCAUCUUCUCCCUGGGCAAGCGGCGGUGCAUCGGCGAGCAGCUGUCCAAGCUGCAGCUCUUCCUCUUCACGGCGCUUAUCGGCCACCAGUGCCACAUCACAGCCGACCCAGCUAGGCCCGUCACACUGGACUACACCUACGGUCUGACUCUGAAACCGCACCCCUUCUCCAUAGCUGUGACUCUGCGUGACGACAUGAGGCUGCUGCAUGCGGCGACCAGGCCGGCUGGCGCAGAGGACGUCAAAGGCACGCCCUCAUCAGACUCAUGAACAGAAAAUGAAACACACAACUGUAAUAAGCUAAACAAAUAAGGCUGAAACACGAAAAGACUUCUGAACAAUAUACUUGUGGGCUGAAAACUAUAUUUAUAAGCUAAAAUCUUAAUCUUCUUUUAAAAAAAUGAAAAUAAAACUCUGAAUGGUAACACAUCUUCACCUCAGGCAGACACACACUCACAAAUUCUGCAGGUUUUAAAUUCUGGAUCACUGCUGAAAACUGAAAAAAAAAUAGAAUCUGCAGAUUCUGUUUGAGGCUGCUGCGUACUGACUCAUUUUUAAGCAUUAAAGUGCCAGGAGGGAACAGGUGUGGCUUCUGUUUUAACAGGUUACCUUGGAUCAACGUGUUUUUUUACCACGUCAAACACAAUUGGACGUACAGUAGCAGCAAUUAGCACCUUCUUUUGAUUCAUCAAGGUGGAGGACUUCAAUGAAGGCAACAAGCCUGAUAGCUGCUGUAACACAAACACAAAUUUGGGUGUGAAUGCCAUUGCUGUGAUUGAAAAGCUAACACUGGCGUCAGAGUGUCUUCAUGCUUUAUAUUAACAGUGUUGCUGUACAUUGUAUCUCCAAAAUGUCAAAGGCAUUCUCAUGAACGGGUUCAUAUGAUAUCGUACAGACAUUUAUUCCCACCAAUUUCUGUUUCUACGGAAUUCAGGUGACUCCUCCAGCUGGUCAUGCGGCGACCUGUCGCACAAUUACAGUUAAAAUUGGGCCAACAAAAGGACGUGAGGGGUCGGUCAUUUAACGGGCCGUUGCAGUGACGUUUAGCCGACAAAAAGUGAGCGUCGUUCGGCGACAGCAGUUAAGUUU
This is a messenger RNA of Etheostoma spectabile (orangethroat darter), 2783 nucleotides long. RefSeq names its product cytochrome P450, family 1, subfamily B, polypeptide 1 (gene cyp1b1). Lineage: Eukaryota; Metazoa; Chordata; Actinopteri; Perciformes; Percidae. Gene Ontology annotation, molecular function: steroid 17-alpha-monooxygenase activity; iron ion binding; heme binding. The record is from RefSeq and is a predicted model, not a curated record. Gene Ontology annotation, biological process: hormone biosynthetic process; progesterone metabolic process.